Messenger RNA from Triticum aestivum (bread wheat), 2126 nucleotides. RefSeq names its product disease resistance protein RGA5. The transcript is spliced from 2 exons. Gene Ontology annotation, biological process: defense response to other organism. Gene Ontology annotation, molecular function: ADP binding. Lineage: Eukaryota; Viridiplantae; Streptophyta; Magnoliopsida; Poales; Poaceae. The record is from RefSeq and is a predicted model, not a curated record. Bases 1 to 1983 code for a protein of 660 amino acids.
AUGUGUAGGUAUUUUGUUGUUGUUGAUGAUAUAUGGGAUGUGGUCACAUGGGAUAUUAUUAAGCUUGCAUUCCCCAUGACUAGUCUUGGCAGUAUCAUUAUCACCACUACUCGUAAAAACGAUGUUGCAGAAUCAUGUCGUUCAUCAUUUAGUGGUGCCAUUUAUGGUAUAAGACCACUUAAUAUGGUGCUUUCAAGACAACUAUUUCACAGAAGGCUAUUCAAAUCCAACGAAGACUGUCCUUCACAUCUUGAGAGGCUUGCUUAUCAAAUGUUGAGAAAGUGUGAUGGCUUACCUUUGGCAAUCAUUGCUAUAUCUGGUUUGUUGGCUAAUAGAGAAAGAACAGAGGAUACAUGGAAUGCAGUGGAAAAAUCAAUUGGCCGUGCGCUCGAAAGGAAUCCUACCAUUGAAGGAAUGAUAAAGAUAUUAUCACUUAGUUACUUUGAUCUUCCUCCUCAUCUCAAAACGUGUCUCUUGUAUUUGAGUAUAUUUCCAGAAGAUGCUAUUAUUCAGACAAAAAACCUGAUAUGGAGAUGGAUUGCAGAAGGGUUUGUUCACAAGGAUGGCAAACAUACGGCAUUUGAGUUAGGAGAGAGGUAUUUCAAUGAGCUCAUCAAUAGAAAUUUGAUCCAGGUUGCACACACAAACAGAUUUGGCAAGGUGAAGAGUUGUCGAGUUCAUGACACAAUUCUUGAUUUCAUCAUAUCCAAGUCCAUCGAAGAGAACUUUGUUAGUUUAGUUGGUGUUCCUAGUCUAACUGUCGGGACACAAAGGAAAGUCCGCCGACUCUCUCUCCAAGUUGAUGAUCAAGGAAAGUCUGUAAUACCAACAUGUCUAGUGUUGUCUCAUGUUCGGUCACUCAAUGUGUUUGUUCAAUCAUUUGAAAUCCCUUCUCUUGAUGAGUUCAGGCGUUUACGUGUUUUGGACUUUGGAGGUUGCAUGAAAUUGGAAAACCAUCAUCUUUCAAAUAUAGGGAGGUUGUUUCAGCUAAGGUGCCUGAUACUGAGAAACAGAGAGAUAACAGAGCUUCCAGAAGUAAUUGGUCAUUUAUGUUGCUUAGAAGUAUUGGACAUAAGACGCACCAAUGUCAAGGAAUUACCAGCAACUAUUGUCAAUCUUGGAAAAUUGGUGUGUCUCCUCAUGCCAGAUUGUGUUAAAAUUCCUGAUGGAAUUGCAAAGAUGCAAGCACUAGAGGUGUUCAAUUGGGUUACAGUCUUCAAGCAGACAUCCAACUUGCUGCAUGAACUUGGGCAGCUAAAGAAUCUGAGGGAGCUGGUCAUCAGUCUUUGUAUUUAUUCUUCCCAUGAUGAUGAUACUAUAAGAACUUUGGAGGUUAUAAAAGUUAUAGCCUCUGCAGUUCAAACCCUAUCCAGACAGAACCUCCGUUCUCUAACUAUUAAUGAUGGGAGGAACUUCAUGCAGGAAUUUUUGUGCUCUUCUACUCCGCUUAGCCUCCAAUCACUUAAGAUCAAUGUUUCAGUUGGUUCACGGGUCCCGAAUUGGGUGGGCUCCCUCGUCAACCUUCAGCGGUUAUGUCUUCAAUUGAAUGAAGUCGGGCAUGAUGAUAUCUGCAUCCUUGGAGCCUUACCCGCUCUGGUUGAUCUUAUUCUGAAAAGAGGACCAGAUGGACUCCAUAGAAUUAGUUACUAUGGGCUCAGGUUCAACCACAGUAAGCUCAGAAUCAGUGGUGACGUCGGGUUCCGAUGCUUGAGGCAGUUUUAUUUUGAUGCAUACUAUUACCCGUUGCAUCUCAUGUUUGAAGUAGGAUCCAUGCCCAGGCUAGACAAACUUACCAUGGCCUUCCGCUUAGAUAGAGAUAUUGAGGAUGGUGUUUUUAAUUUUGGAAUUGAAAAUCUUCCCAAUCUCUUAAUUCUCACAUGUAUAAUAGCAUCAGGCCACAUGUAUAAGGCUGCAAAGGCUGCUGCAGAGAGAACAGCGAAGACACAUCCCAACAAACCAACUCUAUUCUGUUAUUCUUCUUAAACUUGAGGUAGUUCACGCAUGUUCAUCACUUCAUUUCUUGAGCGGUUGACUCACCAAAUGUGUCCAAGGAGCUCUUGUUGGCAGCCAUUUUCACUACCUGUUAAUUUGUUGCACGAGGGAUGCAUACCCUACGUGCCUGCAGG